Melospiza georgiana is the source of this 1866-nucleotide messenger RNA. It is a transcript of the gene GALNT6, whose product is annotated as polypeptide N-acetylgalactosaminyltransferase 6. The transcript has 10 exons. The record is from RefSeq and is a predicted model, not a curated record. NCBI's taxonomy places the organism in Eukaryota, Metazoa, Chordata, Aves, Passeriformes, Passerellidae. Gene Ontology annotation, cellular component: Golgi apparatus. The coding region runs from base 1 to 1866 and encodes 621 amino acids.
AUGAGGCUGUUCCGCCGCCGCUACAGCGCCUUGAAGGUGGCCUUGGCGGGCGCCGUCUUCGUCCUCUUCCUCUUCAUCCUCCAGAAGGACGUGGGCAGCAAGGAGCCGGGCGAGGAGCCGUGGCUGCGCAACAUCGUGCCGGGCAAGGGCCAGGUGCUGGACCUGAUGCUGGGCGCCGUGCGGGACCUGCGGGACUCGAUGCCGCGGCUGCAGAUCGGGGCCCCGGAGCCGCCGCCGGAGCCGCUGCCCAGCGGCCGCUCCUGCCUGCCCGGCGUCUACACCGCGGCCGAGCUGCGGCCGCUGAUGGAGAGGCCGCCCCAGGACCCCGCCAGCCCCGGCGCCGACGGAAAAGCCUUCAAGAAGGAUCGCUGGACGCCCGAGGAGACGAAGGAGAAGGAGCGGGGCUAUGAGAAGCAUUGCUUCAACGCCUUCGCCAGCGACCGCAUCUCCCUGCAGCGGGCGCUGGGCCCCGACAGCCGUCCCCCCGAGUGCAUCGAUCAGAAGUUCAAGCGCUGCCCUCCCCUCCCCACCACCAGCGUGGUUAUCGUGUUCCACAACGAGGCCUGGUCCACCCUGCUCCGCACGGUCUACAGCGUCCUGCACUCGUCCCCGGCCCGCCUGCUCCGAGAGGUCAUCCUGGUGGACGAUGCCAGCACGGAUGAGUACCUGAAGGAGGAGCUGGAUCGCUACGUGGAGCAGCUGCAGAUCGUGCGCGUGGUGAGGCAGCGCGAGCGCAAGGGGCUCAUCACGGCACGGCUGCUGGGGGCCAGCGUGGCCAGCGGGGAGGUGCUGACCUUCCUGGAUGCCCACUGCGAGUGUUUCCACGGCUGGCUGGAGCCGCUCCUGUCGCGCAUCGCCGAGGAGCCCACGGCCGUGGUGAGCCCCGACAUCGCCACCAUCGACCUCAACACCUUCGAGUUCUCCAAGCCCGUGCAGAACGGGAAGCAGCACAGCCGGGGCAACUUCGACUGGAGCCUGACCUUCGGCUGGGAGGUGGUGCCGGCGCGAGAGAGGCAGCGCAGGAAGGACGAGACCUUCCCCAUCAAAUCCCCGACCUUUGCAGGUGGCCUCUUUGCCAUCUCCAGGUCCUACUUCGAGCACAUCGGCUCCUAUGACGACCAGAUGGAGAUUUGGGGGGGUGAGAACGUGGAAAUGUCCUUCAGGGUGUGGCAGUGCGGGGGACAGGUGGAGAUCAUCCCCUGCUCCGUCGUGGGCCACGUGUUCCGCUCCAAGAGCCCCCACACCUUCCCCAAGGGCACCCAGGUGAUCUCCCGCAACCAGGUGCGCCUGGCCGAGGUCUGGAUGGACGACUACAAGGAGAUCUUCUACCGCCGCAACCAGCAGGCCUCCCAGAUGGCCAGAGAGAAGACGUUUGGUGACAUCACAGAGCGGCGCAGGCUGCGGGAGCGGCUGCACUGCAGGAAUUUCACCUGGUACCUGCAGAACGUCUACCCCGAGAUGUUCGUGCCCGACCUGACCCCGACGUUCUACGGAGCGAUCAAAAACGAGGGCACCAAGAGCUGCCUGGACGUCGGGGAGAACAACCACGGUGGCAAACCUCUCAUCAUGUACCCCUGCCACGGGCUGGGGGGCAACCAGUACUUCGAGUACACGAGCCAGCGGGAGCUGCGCCACAACAUCGGCAGGGAGCUGUGCCUGCGCGGGGCCGCGGGCACGGCCGAGCUGGGCGAGUGCCAGUUCCGAGGGAAGCCCGGCCGGGUGCCCGCCAGCGAGGAGUGGGACCUGGCGCAGAACCGGCUGAUCAAGAACUUGGCCUCGGGGAUGUGUCUGACGGCCCGCGGGAAGCACCCGGCGCUCGUUCCCUGCGACCUCACGGACCCGCACCAGCUCUGGUCCUUCACCUAA